CGGCUGCGCGCCUUCCUCCCCCCGGUCCCGCUGCUCCCGUGGCCGGCGCGCGGGCAGGGAGGCCAGGAUGGCAGAUGAGAUCGCCAAGGCUCAGGUCGCCCGGCCUGGCGGCGACACCAUCUUCGGGAAGAUCAUCCGCAAGGAAAUUCCAGCCAAAAUCAUUUUUGAAGAUGACCGGUGUCUAGCUUUCCAUGAUAUUUCCCCUCAAGCACCAACCCACUUCCUGGUGAUCCCCAAGAAACACAUCUCCCAGAUUUCUGCAGCCGAGGACGACGAUGAGAGCCUUCUUGGACAUUUAAUGAUUGUUGGCAAGAAAUGUGCCGCUGACCUGGGCCUGAAGAAGGGUUACCGCAUGGUGGUGAACGAGGGAGCGGACGGUGGACAGUCUGUCUAUCAUGUCCACCUGCACGUCCUUGGGGGGCGACAGAUGAACUGGCCUCCUGGCUAAGCCACGUUAGGGGUAACUGUCCCUUCGCCUAGGCAGGGAUCAAGUUUGCAGUUCCAAUAUGUUGAACAGCAGACUGUUGCCUAUGUAUAGAAAUUGAAAAUAUACUUUGAAAAAAUACAUAAUAAAAGACAUUGUUGCAUGGG
This is a messenger RNA of Ochotona curzoniae (black-lipped pika), 591 nucleotides long. It is a transcript of the gene HINT1, whose product is annotated as histidine triad nucleotide binding protein 1. The record is from RefSeq and is a predicted model, not a curated record. Gene Ontology annotation, molecular function: hydrolase activity. Gene Ontology annotation, cellular component: nucleus; cytoplasm. Gene Ontology annotation, biological process: purine ribonucleotide catabolic process. Lineage: Eukaryota; Metazoa; Chordata; Mammalia; Lagomorpha; Ochotonidae. The coding region runs from base 68 to 448 and encodes 126 amino acids. The transcript has 3 exons.